UGUGAGGCCUCCGGCUCUGUCAGCAGCAGAGAGUGGAUGAAAGAUGGUCACCUUCUUCAGGCAGGACACGCCAUCAGCUUUUCUGCAGACAACAGCACAGUCUCCCUCCAUCCUGUCUUCAGCUCCAGUCACGGCACCUACCAGUGUCGAGUCAGCAACCCGGUCAGCGCCCAAACGGCUGUCCUUCAACUCACCGUCAACUAUGGACCAUACAAUGUGUCCAUCAUCGGACCAACUGCUGCCUCAUCUGGAGACAGAGUGAUACUGCACUGCUUAGCAUCUUCAGUCCCUCCUGCAAACUUCAGCUGGAUGUUCAACGGCAGUGAGACUCACAUCAACUCAUCACUGUAUGUCAUCGAGAGGUUCCAGGCACAGAACAGCGGCGACUACAGCUGCACCGCCAUGAACACGGUGACCAUGAGAGAAAACUCCACAGUCCUGAAUCUGAGAGGUAAAGAGGAAAUGUUCAAGUGA
Messenger RNA from Oryzias melastigma (Indian medaka), 474 nucleotides. Its product is annotated as carcinoembryonic antigen-related cell adhesion molecule 6-like. Lineage: Eukaryota; Metazoa; Chordata; Actinopteri; Beloniformes; Adrianichthyidae. Bases 37 to 474 code for a protein of 145 amino acids. The transcript has 2 exons. The record is from RefSeq and is a predicted model, not a curated record.